GCAAGGGCCUUGGAGAUACGUCUGACACAGAGCAGUGUAGACAAGCUCGAUGCCGAGGGCUUGAACACAAUGGCAAUCUUUGCAUUUUCCUGCAACUUUGCGCCAGGCAGCCCAGAUGAAAAGCCUCUAACAGACUUGGUGACGCAAGUACUGGGGGCCGCGCCCAGCACCAAAGAGAUGUCACGCAUGCGUCGCCUCUUUGCCGAGGCGUACGCAACAGUAGCCUCAGACAUCAAGUCACAAGUUGAAGGUUCUGAUGAUACGGCUGUGAAGAAGCUAGCUCCAGCAGACAGAGCUCAACGGCUUGCAGAUCAGCAAGCCCGCUUGAAGGGAUUGCAGCUCCGCGGGCAGCACGAGCCAGGCGAUUCCCAUGUAGACAAAGCCGUUGCCAUUUAUGAGAGCGAUAGGCUCUUGUAUCAGGAAUGGAGCACAUGCGUCUCUCGUGAACAUGAGUUGGCAACAGGGUUGAAGAAGGACACAGGGCUCAGUUUUGACGCAUCAGGAACCCUGAAACUCGCCAGCAAGCAGCACGCAACUCCGUGUGACACUAGCAGUGAGAUGAUGGUGCGUUAUUGUCUUGUUCGAAGGAGGCUUGCGUUGGAGCAAGCCAAUGUCCUGAGUUAUGAAAACCACGACUUGCUGGUGGAAAAGCUUUCCCAAUACCGUUUGCAGGAGCCCCCGCCACGGUUUUCCAGAGUGUCCAUGCAGCAGAUGCAAGCGGCCGACAGGAAGUUCUUUGUGCUGCUCGCAGAGGCAACGCGAUCUGGCAUCAAGGCAUCAGCAGUAGGGUGGCCAUGUGACAAGGCCUUCCAGUCCUGUUUGACCAGCGCAGAGUUUCUCACCAUUUUGCAGCACAAGCCCUUCGCUGUGUACAAUGAUGAUGGGCGUGAGCCGCCGCUGAAGCGCCCUCGUGUCGAGGGCGCAGUCAAUGUGACCUGCGCGGAUGUUGCGCGUGCGUCAGGGGGUGACGUGCGUGACCUGGCGCACCAGCUCAAUGCAGAGCUAGAGGCGCCCGGUCUGGUGUGCCUAUCGGCCUCUCAUGUGGAGGGCCAUGCAAAUGAUAAAGAUGUACCGCGUGACGAGGGGCACGUACAUGCCCAGCGUCAGCACAGCUCUCAUGUCGAGAGCCAUGAUCAUGAGAUGCCUAAGCCUGUUGCAGUGGGGCAACAGGGGACGGCCAAUGUUCCUCGUGUUUUUGGGGAGUUCCUGCCCCAUUCUGUCCUGCUGCAGCCAAUGGCAGAAGAUCAACAAGCUGCAGCAGGUCUCAGUUCCAGCGAUGCCACCAAGGCGACCGACGCGGACGCCAGCCCUGCUUGGGGCCCAGUGCCGGAGACCCAAGUUGUCGUAGCGCCAGGGUGUGCUCAGAAUGCGCCUCCCAUGCAGGGGAUUGGCCUCUUUGCAUGGAAAUUUGCGCUGGAUCUGCAACUCUUAGUGACGUGGCUAGGGUUGCGUUUGUUCACAUGGCUCCUGCAUGUGGAACGUGCAGCAAAGCAAGGGGCAUACCAUUGCCUGAUGACAGCCCGGGACCACGGGAUGUGUCCAGGUUGUGAGCAUCAUGAGUCCUGGGGCUACAACCCAGACAAGGGCGCUUUCCACACGCGUGAUGAAGCGGCCUACCCCUUGGCCAUGUGUGAGGCAAUCUGCGACGUGGCUGAGGCAUCUCUAGGCGCACGUGGCAUGAGGAUGUCCGGCAGCAGACCUUCCACAGCGCGUGCCAUGAAACAAGAGCGGGGGCGGCUUCGCCCACAAAUCGUGUCCGAGUACAGCCAUGUCGUGUCUUAUCUGCUGCCUGGCGUGCCACCUUUGGAUAGCAAGCAGUGUGUUUGUCAACCUGCGCGGGUGGCCAAAUCGUUGUGGCACCCGUUUGACACAAUGGUGCAGUUGCCAGACCUCCUCCUGAGAGCCAUCUUUGAACAACUGACGCUCUCUCCUCUGGAGUUAUCAAAAGUAAGGCUGGAGCGGAUUAGCAAGUGGAGGAAAUGGUCCACAGAGCUGCAGCUAGAAGAACAACAGGCCAGGGCAAGGAUGCACCCGAAUGUCCGGAAGAUCCUUGGACGAAAGCGCACUGUCCUGCUCGAGCGCAUUGCCGAGUCCCUCGAGUGGCCUGACAGAAGUUUGUGCGAAGAGCUGCGUUCUGGAUUCAGACUGGUUGGCAACGCCACGCCAUCUAAUGUAUUUAGGCCUGGAGUCACGGUUGCCAACCUCAGCGAGCAAGACCUCAUGGAGCAGUCGCGUUACCUCAGACCGGCCAUCCUGUCGAGAGUUGCUGCAGAACCUGAAGGCCCCCACUGCCGCGAGCUGCUUGAGAUCACGCGGAAGGAGGCUACGGACAAGGGGUGGCUGGAUGGCCCCCACACUGUCGAGGACGUGUUUGCCCAGCAUCACACGUGGCUGCCUGUCAGAAGGUUCGGAGUCCAGCAAGGUGCCAAGCUGCGACCGAUCGAUGACUUUAAGGAGAACCGUGGACCUAACGGACAAAGACGCUGUGAGUCAAAAAAAAGUGUGAAUGAGGCGUACAGUUGCACUGAGCGCGUGGUGCUCCAAGCCAUGGACCACCUUUUGUGGUCGCUAAACAUCAUGACGCGCUUUUAUCGUGAAGGUGGCGUCGUGGACUUCACCCUGUCCACAGGAGAGCGGCUUACUGGGCCUGUGCAUGACCAAUGGAUGCAGCACGGAGCUAACCUGAGGGUCACCUCGCUGGACUUGCGUUCAGCGUAUAAGCAGCUCCCACUGCACCCGCUGGAUUACGACAAGUCGGUGAUCUGCAUCAAGUGCCCAGACACACGUGAAAUCGAGUGCUAUUUCAUGCUGACGCUACCCUUUGGUGCCAGAGCCAGUGUGCAUGAUUUCCUUCGCAUGGAGCUAUCGUAA
Molecule: messenger RNA, 2871 nt
Organism: Symbiodinium pilosum
Lineage: Eukaryota; Dinophyceae; Suessiales; Symbiodiniaceae
Source: the annotation of a GenBank genome assembly